This is a messenger RNA of Leishmania mexicana MHOM/GT/2001/U1103, 2850 nucleotides long. RefSeq lists its product as hypothetical. The coding region runs from base 1 to 2850 and encodes 949 amino acids. The record is from RefSeq and is a predicted model, not a curated record. NCBI's taxonomy places the organism in Eukaryota, Euglenozoa, Kinetoplastea, Trypanosomatida, Trypanosomatidae. The transcript has a single exon.
AUGUCCUCUCAACCCCUGGCGUACCCCUCGAGCGGCGAGUUCAACGUGCUCGUGCAGCGCUUCAAGUUACUGAACCUCGUUCAACGGGUUGCUCACCGUGAUGUGAGCGAGAUGCUGGACACAGUUGGACUGGAGGGACUUUCGCGCAAAGGCGUGCUAACGCGGUGGGCGUGGAGUGAACCGGAGGUCGACGACGGCGAUGCCAGCAUUGACCCAAAGGUGCUCGGCCAAGGAGGCGCACCGAGGCACCGAUUUGAGGAGAGCAGACCCCGCACGUCACCCUCUACCCGCCGCAUCUCUUUGCCCGUCAUUGAACGUCCGAUCUCCCCGCCUCGUAUGCAGUUUGGUCGGCCUACCUCCGGCUUUGAUGCCCGCAUCGCAGCAGCGCGGUGGAACAGCGGCAUCGAGGAGGACACCAACGCGGCCGACUCGAUCCGUCGUCCGCACACAUCUACCCGGCAAAACGCCGCGGGAGAAGCCGACGCAGCGGCACGUCUGACGACGAAGCGACGCCGGUACGUUGUUCGGCGCACCCAUCGCUUUCUGCACCGCAGCCCGUCUGAGCGCGAGACGUUUUUUUCUCGACUCGCGGAGCCACGCCAGAGACCCGGCGCGCUUGUGGAGGAGGUUCUGCUCUGCGACGAGGCGGCGCCACCGGCGCACGGCCGUCGCGGUGAUGACGAUGACCGGUCCUGGCACGACGCUGCUCAUCGCAACGCAUCUGAAUUCGCAGAGCACGGUCGACGGGGCAGGUACGGCGAAUAUGCCUACGGAGGGCGUCUUGGUGGGGCUUUCAUGUCUGCUGAUCCUGCAGCAAUGCAGCGACGCCCCUCACUCGACGCCUAUACCUACCACCACAAAGACUUGCGUGCGCACUACUACGCACCGAUGCAACCCUCCGCCUCCCCUCCGCACUGUGCGGCAGCCGGCUCAAGCGAUGCGCGCCGUGGGGAGAAGCCCGUCGGUGAGCUUGGCGACUACGAGGCUACCCUUCCCAGCCCUACUGAUCGGCUGCAUUCACGGCGCAAUGUGUCGACCGACGGCGACCCACACGAAGUCGCCUUUACUCCACCGCCGCUGCGCUUUCAGUCGGCUGGCGCCUCGUCAUCUUCGUUGGAGGGCCCAGCGCGGAUACUCAAUAUGAACUUAGCAUCACUCGACCAGGGAGAUGCCACCGCUGCCACGCCCACCGAAGGCCAAAGGCACGGGGAUCCGUCCACCGCGGAGGCAUUUGUGCGCAAAUCGCCGUCAGCGCCUGCAACGUUCAUCGCAAAAGAUGGCGUCGUUACGUCGCCUUUCACCGACGGCGACACCAAAUCCUUCGCCAACACGGCCCCUACAGUGAUGCUGCCCAGGAGCGGAGGCAGCGGUGCGGCCGAAGGUAACGCGCCUGCUGUACCCCAGCUGCGUCUCCCUCGAUCCCGCUCCGGUGGCGGCGACGGCUUUGUGCCGGUGGACUCCGGGCAGGGAAGCGGCAGCACGAGUGGGCGGAUGGCCUGCACGGACAGUGAAAGUCAGCGAGCUGCAGCAGGCAACAGCGGCAGCGCGUCAACCUCUCAGGUCAUCCAAUCGCCACGCGCCGUCCGCGGCCUGGCACCAAAGGCAAAACCAAAGGGUGCUGUGGAUGUUGCGCGCGUGCCGCUCGAGGCGGUGCGACAUGCGUCAGCGCUUCUGUCGCGCUCUGGCUCCUUCCAUCCAAGCCCCACCACCGGCAGCCGGGGCGGUAGCGGCCACAACAGCUACGCGGCAGGGAUGGCGUCGCUGCAGCAGCUAAACCCCUCUCGCGCACGUACUCCACUGGCUACGUCCGGCUUAGGUGGCGGCAUUCCUCGAUCGCCGAGGCCGCACACCGUCACGGUACAGGUUGAGGCGGCCGGCGGUGUAGGUGAUGAUGGUGACUAUAAUAUGCCGAAGAGCGAAACACCAUUAACAAUGUUUCGCACAGCUGCGUCUCCGCUGGGCCCGAUGCCGCUCUGCGGCGACGUUGGUUUCAUGGCUUUACCAACGGAUUACCAGGUCAGUGCCACCACUAAAAAAUCGUUCGAGGAGCUCUCCUCCGCCAUCGAUCACAUGCUUCUCGACCACCAGCAGUUGCUGCGUCAAGUGUACAAGGACACCCAGGUCACGAGCCGCGGAUCGGCAGGGCAACCAGGGAGUUUUCCAGCGGCGUCUCGGUCUUCACAGAAGCCCGGUAGGGUUCCCGCCAGCGGUGAGGCGAGCUCGCACGGCUCCUCGUUCGAGGUGGACUCUCAGAGCCUCGCAGAUGAAAUCGCGAAAGAAGCGCGCUACACCGACGGCGUGGACACGACAAUCGGGGCGGACCUCGUCAGCGACAGCGCUACAGGCGACGUAGAUGUGCCGCUGUAUGCGAUCAGCGCCGAAGUGGAGGAUGAGAUGCUUCUCUACACGCAGCUGCAGCACCAGCUGACGCAGCUGGACGCGGACAUGGUCCGGCUUGGACUUGAGAACGCUAACGACGCGGCUGCAGAGGGCAGUGACGGCGCAACCGGUGACCGCGUAGGCGGGGCGUCGCCACUUGGACGCAGCGCACCUAUGCUACAGCCCUCGACUUCGACGACAGCCACGGCGCGACAGCCAGCGCGCCAUCAGCGCGCCCGCGGCGAGGUGCCGGAGGCGAUCGUGCAGAGGCUGUGUGCGUAUCGCAUGAACAACUUUCAGUGCAUCGCCUACAAUGAGCGCUUGUGGAACACCAGCUCCAUAUCACAGUUCGUGUUUGCUCAGCGGCUGACCGCGGGCUUGACAGAGGAGUGCUGGGGCGAGGUGAUGGCAGAGGUCGGCUCGAUCAUGGACGAGUACGUCGACGGUCUGGCGGACCACGAGUUGCAGUAG